AUGAAUCAACAAAUUCUUGCCCAUUGGUUAAAAGAGGGCGAGCAUCAAUACAAGGGAGAAGCUACUGUGAUCUCGCAACAAUUUAGAACAAAUUUAAAUGAAAAUAAUUCAGAAACUAUUCCAAGGGUUGCAUUAUCGGAAUUAUCAGAAGCUCAAAUUUCAAACAAUGUUAUAUCACAACGAAUCAAAUUAAAUUCAAAUCUGAUUAAUCAUCAAGCCACAAAUGUUUUACAAAUUGGUGUCACUGAACAAGAGGAAUCAUCAGCUCAUCAAAGUAUGGUGGAAGGUUCAAGAAAUGAUGCAUCAGCUACAAAUUUAGCUCCAACAAACAUCUUAAUUGAUACGAAUCCAACAGCAUUAAACACUAAUGUCAUAAGAUUUGAUAGUACAACUAAGACCUUUAAAUGUCCCAUUGUUAAUUGUGAAAAAGGAUAUAAAACUAGAGCUCAUGUUAAAAGACAUAUGUUUUCGCAUGGGGAUCGUACAUUUGAAUGUUCAACUUGCUCAAAUAGAUAUUACACUGGAGAAGAUUUAAAAAGACACCAAAAAUCUCAUUCAAGAACUUCAAAUUUAAAUGCAAAAAGAUCAAAAAGAUCAAAAACUAAUAAAAGAUUAGCAAAUUCAAAUCUGAUUAAUCAUCAAGCCACAAGUGUUUUACAAAUUGGUGUCACUGAACAAGAGGAAUCAUCAGCUCAUCAAAGUAUGGUGGAAGGUUCAAGUAAUGAUGCGUCAACUACAUAUUUAGCUCCAACAAACAUCUCAAACGACACCAAUCCAACAGAAUCAAACACUCAAAUUCAAGAAACUAAUGAUAUAAGAUUUGAUAGUACAAGUAUGACCUAUAAAUGUCCUAUUGCCGGUUGUGAUAAAAGAUACAAAUCUAAAUAUCAUGUUGAAAGACAUAUGUUUUCGCAUGGUGAUCCUACAUUUGAAUGUUUAAUUUGCUCAAAGAAAUAUUACACUGGAGAAGCUUUAAAAAGACACCAAAUAUGUCAUUCAACUUCAAAGAAAUAUGAAUGUUCUUAUAAAAAUUGCAAUAAAAGAUAUAAUAGAAAAAGUGAUUUGGGUAGACAUAUAAGAUUCAUCCAUAAAACUACUGUUUGUACUUGUCCAUUUUGUGGAAAACAAUACUCCACCCAUGGUGGAUAUUCAUCCCAUCUUAAAUUACAUAACUCGUUCAAAUGUGAUAUUUGUCAAAAAUUAUAUGCUACACAACGUAAAUUAGAAUUGCACAAAAAAUCGAUUCAUUUAUGA
Lodderomyces pseudojiufengensis is the source of this 1254-nucleotide messenger RNA. RefSeq lists its product as uncharacterized. Bases 1 to 1254 code for a protein of 417 amino acids. NCBI's taxonomy places the organism in Eukaryota, Fungi, Ascomycota, Pichiomycetes, Serinales, Debaryomycetaceae. The record is from RefSeq and is a predicted model, not a curated record. The transcript has a single exon.